UCUCGCUAAACGAUGAUCAGUGGGAAUCUCGAUUCUACAGAAUCUCCAAAAAGGAAAAAAGAUUUUGAACCAAAAAUCAUUCGCGAAAACAUUUUGAUAUAGAUUUCCCAAAACGCAUGUAAUUUCGCCAGAAAUAACACGUUCAAUCCCGCACAGAAUCACGAGCUAAGGAACAACAAAUAUCGCCUUUUAUUCCUUUUCUCCGUCGCGUGAUUUAUUCCAUUUUUCGCGGGAUAAGAUAAGCAUUGCCUCGCUCUUCGUAGGGUUUCGCCGCUGUUGAUCUCUUCAUAAGGAGCUUGGCAAGAAGAGGUUAAAUGAUAGACCAAUGCAUGAAUGUAGAUGAGUCAUUUUUCAGGCAAGUAAGGUUUCAGAUAAGCUGAAACUUUCUGGAAGAGUGCAUUGGAGUCAUUCGAUAGUAUCACAGAGGUGAUUGUUUCAAUUGAAUAUACAAUCACAUUGGGAUGUAGAAUCUGGCGUAUGUGACCUCAAUGGGUUCUGAAGUUGACAGCCUGGAUAUGGAUGAGCUAGUUUUCUUGAGUAUGUGUGAGCAGACAGUUAGAGAAUUAUGCUAGACAUGGAUGACUUGGAUUUUGAUGCUUUUCUCCCCGGCUGGAUAAAUCCAGCUGAAAUGGCAGAAUCUCAUCUGUUUAUUGUGUCUUGCUUCAUUGCUGGUUUGGUGGGAAUAUUAACUAUUUUUUAUACAGCUUUCCAGUGGAGAAGAAACAUCAAUUUAACUUGGAUGAGAGCCAUAGCCAGGUCAAAGAAAAACCCAAAAACUAGGCACAAGGUUGCCAUGGCUCCUCAUACUUGGGCUUUGGAAUCUCUAACUCGAGGGAAAAGCUUAAACUGCUGUGUUUGUUUAAAGUCUGUCUCACCAUCCCAAACUUACAGCCAUAUGGUAGGUUCAGAUAGUUUUAUUCACCGAUGCAGCAUAUGUGGUGCAGCAUCCCACUUGGGCUGUUCCUCUAAUGCCCACAAGGACUGUAAGUGUGUGUCGAUGUUUGGUUACGAACACAUGAUGCAUCAAUGGGCAGUGCGGUGGACCGAGGCAACAGAUCAACCUGAUGAAUCAUCAUUCUGUUGCUACUGUGAAGAGCCAUGCAGUGGUACUUUUCUUGAGGGAUCCCCAAUAUGGUGUUGCUUAUGGUGUCAGCGAUUGGUGCAUGUUGACUGCCAUGGUAGUUUGUUUAAUGACACGGGGGAUGUUUGUGAUUUGGGCCCUUACAGAAGGCUUAUACUAUCACCUCUAUAUGUUAAACAAUUUAAUAGGACUUAUUCUGGUGGAUUUCUGAGUUCCAUCACCCAAGGAGCCAAUGAGAUUGCAUCUUCCAUGCGUGCUACCAUAAGAAGUCAAAGUAUGAAAUAUAAGCAUGGAGUUGAGAUCUCAAAUGAUACUGGUAAUGGUAGUAAUAUGAGUGACACCUCCACGGAGAUUCCUAUGGAGACAGGUCAGAUGGUGAAUGGUUCUCAUAGAAUUGAAGAAAACCAAAACGGUCGUACAAAUGCUGAGGUGGUGGACCAACAUGGAGAAGCUAAAAACAUGGAAAAGGGUCCUAUUUUGAGAAGAAGCGUAUCUAUUAAUCAAAAGGAGGAGAGUCAGUUAGGAGGCUUGAGACAAAAGUACGAAUUAAAUGAUCUGCCGCCAGAGGCAAGGCCCUUACUUGUGUUCAUCAACAAAAAGAGUGGAGCUCAACGAGGAAAUUCACUCAAGCAGAGACUGAAUAUUCUACUGAAUCCUGUACAGGUUUUCGAAUUAAGCUCAACACAAGGCCCAGAAGCUGGACUCGACUUGUUUAGGAAGAUGCCUCAUUUCCGAAUUCUUGUUUGUGGAGGAGAUGGUACUGUUGGCUGGGUACUGAAUGCAAUAGACAAGCAAAACUUUGUUUCUCCUCCACCAGUGGCCAUUCUUCCUGCCGGGACUGGAAAUGAUAUGGCUCGAGUACUUUCUUGGGGAGCUGGCCUAGGUUCAGUUGAGAGGCAAGGAGGUCUGUACACGUUAUUGGAUCACAUUGAACAUGCUGCUGUUACCAUGCUUGAUAGAUGGAAGGUAUCAAUCUCGAGCCAGCACAGGAAACCACUCCAUUCUCCUAAAUUCAUGAACAACUAUCUUGGGGUUGGAUGCGAUGCAAAAGUUGCUUUGGAAAUCCAUAAUAUGAGAGAAGAGAACCCUGAUAAGUUCUACAACCAGUUUAUGAAUAAGGUUCUUUAUGCAAGAGAAGGUGCCAGAAGUAUAAUGGAUAGGAGAUUUGCCGACUUCCCCUGGCAAGUUCGGGUUGAGGUGGAUGGUGUCAAGGUUGAGGUUCCCAAGGACGCGGAGGGUGUCCUUGUAGCUAAUAUUGGGAGUUAUAUGGGUGGUGUCGACCUAUGGCAGAAUGAAGAUGAGAACUAUGAUAACUUUGAUCCUCAAUCUAUGCAUGACAGAGUGCUUGAGGUAGUAAGCAUUUCAGGGACAUGGCAUCUUGGAAAGCUGCAGGUUGGCCUAUCCCGAGCUCGCAGGCUUGCACAGGGGCAGUCAAUUAAGAUUCAGAUUUUUGCUGGCUUGCCGGUUCAAAUAGAUGGAGAGCCAUGGUUCCAACCGCCUUGUUCAUUAACCAUUACACAUCACGGACAGGCCUUUAUGUUGAAAAGAGCUGCAGAAGAACCUCUCGGCCAUGCAGCUGCAAUUAUUGCUGAUGUCCUUGAGAAUGCUGAAACGAGUCAUGUCAUCAAUGCAUCACAAAAAAGGGCACUGCUCCAAGAAAUGGCUCUGAAGCUUUCUUGAGUUAUCGUUUACAAUAGCUAUAACCAUGUCUAUUGAUGUACUAAAAUGAACAGUCUGUCUCACUGCCUUGUUUUUACAGGUGAUCUGUAUUUAUUGUUUAGUGUUUACAAGAAAAAGAAGAAUGCUGCUAACCAGACCUUACUAUAUGCAAACAGCAAUUUUUUAGCAGCAAUGCCGAUAUGGGAUGUUGAAUUUUUCUCUUUUGCUUCUAACAUGUCCUAGGUAUGAUUGUGUAUAUGACACGUUCUUAGAUCUAAACCGCCAACAGCUUCAGGUUGAGUCAAUAGCCAGAGGCAGGAUCUUACUGGAAGAUUUAUACCGGUGGAUAACAAUUGAAAAGCUAGAGCAACUUAUUGUCAACUCAAAAGGUAAUUUUGCUUUAAUGAGCUAAUUUUGGUCUCUUUACAAUGUUUGUCAUCUGGCACACAGAUAAGCUUGCAUAGUGAUUCUAGUUGUUUUAUGAAAAGCAUAUGCAUCUGAAAGUUGCCUGUGGGACUGAUGCUCUCUCACUAACCUGCACUUGAACUUGUUCCAGUGCCUCGGAACAAAUCCUCUUCUCUCCACAACUUCCAUUUGAUUUUCAAUUGUUCUUCGAUGUCUUGGAAUUAUCUUUGUAUUUCUGGUCUAAGCAAUGCAGGUGGAAAGGGGACUUGAGGUGAAACGAACGAGGAGUCCAGUGGCCGUUUGAGACACGGAAAGCACAGUUGAGCUUGUCUGGUGAUUGGUUUAAGUUUGCAGGAGUCGAGUAGGUUGCUACCGUCAUGCUUUGGGCCGAUAUUGUAUACGGUUUGGUGAAUUGAAUCCCAUCUGAGGCCAGUCUUGGGUGCAAAUAUUUUGCCCUGUUUCUCCUGUUUUACUAUUUGUUGGUGAAGUGUGGUUUGAUUCGUUUUCGAAAUAGUAAAAAAAAUACUACUACUAGUAUACUUCAUGUACUUUCCCAAUUAUCCACAUCUUCAUGUGUUCAAAAUCAAUUCUUUUUAUGAAGAUAUAUACACGUAGACAUUUUAUUUUU
Molecule: messenger RNA, 3773 nt
Organism: Salvia splendens (bonfire salvia)
Lineage: Eukaryota; Viridiplantae; Streptophyta; Magnoliopsida; Lamiales; Lamiaceae
Product: diacylglycerol kinase 1-like
Exons: 8
Coding region: 566-2761 (731 amino acids)
Biological process (GO): phospholipase C-activating G protein-coupled receptor signaling pathway
Cellular component (GO): membrane
Molecular function (GO): ATP-dependent diacylglycerol kinase activity
Source: RefSeq, a predicted model, not a curated record